CUCACUGACUGUACUGUAUCGAUGAAGUUGUUUCAAAGAUGGCGGACUUCCUGCCGUCCCACUCGCUUCUAUCUGUGUGUUUUCCUAGCUGUCUCCUCACAAGCGGCGAGGCAGAACAGCAGCGAAAGUCGAAGGAGAUAGAUAAGUGUAUUAAACGAGAUAAGACGUAUGUUAAACGGCUGGUAAAGAUCUUGCUACUCGGAGCAGGCGAAAGCGGCAAGUCUACUUUCCUCAAACAGAUGCGUAUUAUACACGGACAGGACUUCGAUAAGACGGCAAGAGAAGAGUUCCGACCUACGAUCUAUAGUAACGUGAUUAAAGGUAUGCGAGUGUUGGUGGAUGCUAGAGAAAAGCUGCACAUCCCAUGGGGCAACCCAUCCAACCAGCAGCAUGGGGAUCGCAUGAUGGCAUUUGAUACCCGAUCAGCCAUGACCCAGGGACAUGGCAUGGUGGAGCCCAAAGUGUUUCUUGGCUAUGUUCAGUCCAUCCGUGAGCUGUGGGCUGACCAGGGCAUCCAGCAAGCCUACGAUCGCCGCAGGGAGUUCCAGCUGGGGGAGUCGGUCAAGUAUUUCCUGGACAAUUUGGAAAGGCUUGAAAUGUUUGAUUAUCUUCCAACACAGCAGGACAUCCUUCUGGCCAGGAAACCCACCAAGGGCAUCCACGAGUACAACUUUAAGAUUAAGAAAGUUCCCUUCAAGAUGGUGGAUGUCGGUGGCCAACGCUCUGAGAGGCGACACUGGUUCGAAUGCUUUGAUUCAAUCACUUCAAUCCUGUUUCUCGUCUCUUCCUCUGAAUACGACCAGGUGCUGAUGGAGGACCGGCAGACCAACAGGCUAAGGGAGUCCCUCAACAUCUUUGAGACCAUUGCCAACAAUCGGGCGUUCAAAACGGUCUCCAUCAUUCUGUUCCUUAACAAGACAGACCUGCUGCAGGAGAAGGUGCAGCAGGUUUCCAUCAAGGACUACUUCCCAGAGUUUAUGGGUGACCCCAGCAGCCUGAGGGACGUCCAAGACUUCCUUGUGGAUUGUUUCCGCAAAAAGCGCCGCGACCAAGAGCCGAAGCCACUGUACCACCACGACCAUCAGCAGAAGCCACUGUACCACCACUUCACCACGGCUAUCAACACGGAGAACAUCCGCCUGGUGUUCCGGGACGUCAAGGACACCAUCCUGCACGACAACCUGAAGCAGUUGAUGCUGGAGUGAAGGACUAGGCCGGACCGGACUGGGAGGAGGGAUUUGUUAAGCAGACAGAACGGGCAUCACAGUGCCUUCAGCCCUCAGACACCAGCCCGCAGUGCCCCUCCUUCCUCCCCUCCGAAGACCUUUAGCUCACCUUAGACCAGAGACUGAGACCCCCACCCCUGUGACCCCUCCUCACUGUGACGCUAAGAGCUGCAGACUUCUUCUAGACCCCAUCCUGUUGUUACUCUGACUCCCUCAUAGACAUUCAGCCUUAGACCUGCUCUGGGCCGGGGGGGCAAAACUGACUAAAUCAUCUAAGUGUCCUGUAAGUCUGAAAAUGCUAAUUUCAUGUGUUGCCUUCCUGUGUAGAACAUGGCUCUGUUGUGGAGGGCUCUUGACCCACCUCGUCUUCUAACUGUAGUUCUGACGGAUCGUAGCGAUGCUUCAGAAGCUGAAGACGUGGCUGCUGGUGGACUCUGUUACAGGUAUAAAGGUGGUUCUGGUUCAACCCACUGGAUUAGAACCAGAGUGCUGCCUGCUCUCAGGGCUCUGUAUUAACCACUCCUCUCAUCUGAAGCCAAGCACAACUUCAGACCAGACCUGAUGCGUUCAAGGCGUCAUUUGGUCAGAAGGGCUUCAGAAGGACCCGCCAGGAUCUGGCUCCUGUGUGGAGACCCAACAGUGCUGCCUGUGUGGUGAAGUCUCCCCACAGAGCUUCACCACUGACCGUUUUAUUCGGCCCUGUUUUUAACAGCAUCUUCUGGGGUUACAUACCUUCACUUUCAUGUAUGAGUAGAAAUCAAGAACAGCAACUUUCUCUGGUAAGAUGUUGAGACUAAACCAUUAAAGAAUGAUGGUUUCAUGUUAAUAAACUGUCCAGGAUUUAGGGUCCACACCUCUGAAUCAGAAACAUUCCUGAGAAGAACGUCAGGGAGGCUGAAGAACACAUGACCUGCCUGUGUGGUCUUCUGAUGAUGCAGAGUCUGAUCAUGUCUCUGCUCGCCUUUAAUUACAGUUCUUGUUCAGAAGUACACGUGAGAAAGCUGCUGAGGUCAGCCUGAGACUGGGUCUAUCGUUAGAAUCAGUGCUGGCGUUUGAAUCUCCUGUUUGUGGGUAAUCCUCAGUUCUAGAACGUGAAAUCUGGAACCCGUUCCUCAGAGGUCCAUUCUUGUAACCGUAGAUGUCCAGGCUUCAGAAGAUUCAUUCCCAGACUAUCCAGAGUGUUGUUCUGUAGAGGUGAGGUGUUUCUGUUGUCAUGGAUGGUUUUAAUUUUCUGAAGAGUCCCAGUCCCUCUCCUCAUCCCUGAAGCUUCCCAGGGACCUCAGAUUGCUUCCACUGGUCCAUUUCCACAAGUCCGCGCAGCUCUGGCCCCACUCUGGGAUCAGAAGUUCCAAGAAGUCUUAGAUGUUCUGAUCACAGCUGUGGUUGUCGGCAGCAAAUCAGAUGAACAUGGCUUGUUUAUCUCCAAACAUUAUCAGUCAACUGUCCAGGUGUUACACACACAAGUGUCACACACGCGGCUGUUACACACGAGUAUUAUAUACGAGUGUUACACACGAGUAUUAUAUAAGUGUGAAAUGUGUUACACACGAGUAUUAUAUAAGUGUGUUACACACGAGUAUUAUAUAAGUGUGUUACACACGAGUAUUAUAUAAGUGUGUUACACACGAGUAUUAUAUAAGUGUGUUACACACGAGUAUUAUAUAAGUGUGUUACACACGAGUAUUAUAUAAGUGUGUUACACACGAGUAUUAUAUAAGUGUGUUACACACGAGUAUCAUAUACGAGUGUUACACACGAGUAUCAUAUAAGUGUGUUACACACGAGUAUCAUAUAAGUGUGUUACACACGAGUAUCAUAUAAGUGUGUUACACACGAGUAUUAUAUAAGUGUGUUACACACGAGUAUUAUAUAAGUGUGUUACACACGAGUAUUAUAUACGAGUGUUACACACGAGUAUUACAGGGUUUCCUCCAGCGCCUUGUAAGCCUGGUGGCCCGCCAGGCUAAGCGUCAUGCCCCGCCCCCCUCCCCAACCCUACCUUGCCCGCUGACACAUGGCGCAAUGAAACUAGAGCCCUCCCAUCAGCUGAUACUGGAGAGAAACCGCAGUGGAACGUGUACAACCAACCCAACCCCCGCUCUCACAGAGGAGCGCUGCGGGACAGAGCGCGCGACACCCCCCGAAGCCGCCAGGCUUUAAUCAUUUUCUGGGGGAAACCCUGAGUAUUAUAUAUGAGUGUUACACACGAGUAUUAAGUAAGUGAACUGAUGGUGGAAGCCUGUUGGAUGACCCCUCCCCCCCCACUUUUAAAAGGACUUAUUUAUUACCCAUUGACAUAGAAACUGUAAAUGUAGAGGGAUGAGCUACAGAACUGUGCGUGUGUGUGUGUGUGUGGGGGGGGGGGGGGGGGGGGCAGUUGUGGACCAACCUGUUGAACGAGUCUCUAGGGGACAAACCUGUCCCCAGGUCUAACCCCGAUGACGGGCUGUCAGAACCAGACUGACUGAAGCAAAUCCAUCCAACACUCUGACCCGUUUACACAUCUGGGUUUUUGGUCUACAGUAAAACACAUUUAGAUUUUUUCACACUCAUCUUGAGACAAGGCUGCAGUAGAAGAUUAAUUUAUUUGUAAUUUGGCCUUGUUGCCUUUAAAGAACCAAGAUCAGCUGUCCUUUUGCUGACCACCUGAGACUUCUCUCUCUUGUGGACAGUUCAUGAGGAAGAGCAGAUCAUCCCCAGAACAAGUGAGUUCACGCUAAAGCCAUCUGAAUGAAAGCCUUACAGCCGGGUUCUGCUCCAGGCAUCCUUCUGCAGCUGCCUUCUACCCACUUUCAGUUCCUGGACUGGCUCAUGCCACUACCCUUGGUGGGGGGAUCAUCGCCAUGUGCAUGUAUGAAUCAUAGGUGGUUUUUUUCUGUUGAAUGGUUUUGUUCGUCCAGUGUUUCAUCAUGUUAGAACAUAACCUCACUCACGGAGAGCUUCCUACUGUCUAAGAUCACAAAUUAAUCAGCCAAAUAUACUGAAGUCUAGUGCCUCCUGUUUUUCUGUACGUUUGUGUAAAAAGUUGUCACAUUUGUGUUUAUGCCAUUUGAAAAUCUGAUGUUUUUCUCAUGCUCACAAAGUACUUCACUUCUCACUUUGGUAUUUUCAGAUUAAACCUCCACUCAAUAAAUCAGCUGAUUCAUAACAA
This is a messenger RNA of Nothobranchius furzeri (turquoise killifish), 4377 nucleotides long. It is a transcript of the gene gna13b, whose product is annotated as guanine nucleotide binding protein (G protein), alpha 13b. The record is from RefSeq and is a predicted model, not a curated record. Gene Ontology annotation, cellular component: brush border membrane; heterotrimeric G-protein complex. Gene Ontology annotation, molecular function: GTPase activity; guanyl nucleotide binding; D5 dopamine receptor binding. Gene Ontology annotation, biological process: adenylate cyclase-activating G protein-coupled receptor signaling pathway; Rho protein signal transduction. Lineage: Eukaryota; Metazoa; Chordata; Actinopteri; Cyprinodontiformes; Nothobranchiidae.